AUGUACACACCCUUGGCCCUCCUUGCUGCACUCGGCUCUCUUAGCCAUGCUGCUGCCGUACCUACCUUCCCUCAGCUCGAAGUCCGUCAAUCGGCAGCGAGUGUGAACGCCAGCUUAGGCAAUGUCACAAUCUUCGCCACUGGCGGCACUAUUGCUGGUUCUGCUGGCUCUGGAGUUCAGACCACAGGCUACACUGCAGGAGCUGUUGCCAUCCAAACGUUGAUCGAUGCCGUACCUGAGCUGCUCAACAUCUCAAAUAUCAAUGGCGUACAGGUCUCGAACGUCGACUCAGGAAAUGUUAACGCGACUAUUCUCCUGGAGUUGAACCGUCAGAUCACAGCUGAGCUUGCAAAGAACACCUCGACUGGUGCUGUGGUGACCCACGGUACCGACACUCUUGAGGAGACCGCUUUCUUCUUGGAUCUCACUAUUGCAUCCAAGAAGCCUGUCGUAGUCGUUGGCGCCAUGCGUCCUUCCACUGCUACUUCCGCAGACGGUCCUCUGAACCUGUACCAGGCUGUCACUCUUGCUGUCACUCCCGAGGCUAAGGGCCGUGGCACCAUGGUUACACUCAACGACCGUAUCGACAGCGCGUUCUACGUGGUCAAGAACAACGCAAACUCGCUCGACACUUUCAAGGCCAUCGAAGAAGGUCACCUUGGUUUCUUCUUGGACUCUGUCCCUCAAUUCUACUACUCGCCCGCAACCCCUCACGGCAAGCCAUUCUUUGAUAUCGCAUCUCUGAACUUGACCACUUUGCCUCACGUCGACAUCCUCUACGGUCACCAAGACAGCAACCCCGAGCUCAUUCGUGCCUCUGCUGAAUCUGGUGCUGAAGCCAUUGUCUUUGCUGGUACUGGUGCUGGUGGUUGGACCACAAAGGGAAGACAAGUUGCCCAAGCUGUCUACAACGAGACUGGAAUUCCCAUGGUCUUUUCCACUCGCACAAUGAACGGCUUCGUCUCUCCCGAAGACGAUGGCUGGUCCAUCUCCAGCGGUGAUCUUGACCCCCAGAAGGCUAGAAUCUUGCUUCAGUGUGCUCUUGCCGUUGGCUACAACACUACCCAGAUUGCCGAUAUCUUUGGUGCUCUGCAGGUCUCAUAG
Aureobasidium melanogenum CBS 110374 is the source of this 1104-nucleotide messenger RNA. RefSeq names its product L-asparaginase. The record is from RefSeq and is a predicted model, not a curated record. NCBI's taxonomy places the organism in Eukaryota, Fungi, Ascomycota, Dothideomycetes, Dothideales, Saccotheciaceae. Gene Ontology annotation, molecular function: asparaginase activity. The transcript has 2 exons. Bases 1 to 1104 code for a protein of 367 amino acids.